This is a messenger RNA of Drosophila melanogaster (fruit fly), 1093 nucleotides long. RefSeq lists its product as uncharacterized. The coding region runs from base 132 to 695 and encodes 187 amino acids. The record is from RefSeq and is marked reviewed. NCBI's taxonomy places the organism in Eukaryota, Metazoa, Arthropoda, Insecta, Diptera, Drosophilidae. The transcript has a single exon.
CACAUGAUUUUCAAAUUUCGGAAAGAGCAGAUGUUCAAAAAAAAAAAAAAAUUUAUAAAUUUUGUCUAGCAUUUUAAAUUUUGUAAUUCUUUUUUGUGUAUGGUACAUUUUUAAAAUUUUAAGUUCGUAUAAUGGAUUCAACUGAAAACGCAAUUGUCAACGACGUCGUUAAAUAUGAGAGAAUAGAAAUACCACUGGAAACCAGUAGUAUAAACACACUGCCUCCGGACGCGUCAAAUUGGGACGCAUUGCAGAAAGAGAUCAAUCUGAAGGUGGCGGAGACCAUGAAGAGCUUCUACAGGGAGCACUCAAAGGCGAUUUAUAAGAUGGAGCAGCUAAUAAUCGAUAGACUGGGACCCGAAACGAGCCAUAAUUCGAAUAGCGAGAUCAAGGAGAUUGCGGAACUAAUGCGAAGGCUAGUGAACCAUGUGGAGAACAUGGAGCCCGUCUUCAAACUCGAAGUGGUUGAAAGCACCUUGCUGCAGAAGCCUGACUCUUCGAUGGGCAGUUCAGGAGGAGGUACAAAAACAUGUGGUAGUCGGGAAAUGGCAGAAUCUGUGCCUGCCAUUGUUAUUUUCUCCAAUCUUACCUUUAACGUCCAGACCAUCAGCGAAAAGGACUUCCUGGUGGCUCAGGCGAAAAAACGGCACAAACCAGGAUGCAGUAGUGUCACUGUCAAGAGCACGGAUACAUGAACAUGAGAACAUGAGCGGUUUUGAUGUCAACUUGAUGCUGCUGAAGAAAUCGCUGUUCUCCUUCCAACUAAAUCGAAACAAUCACUAUUUGCCGCCUGUUUGUCGUUUGCGCAGGACCCGUAGACAAAUAGUCCAUCAGCCAGUGGAUGCGGCUCCUUUUCACGGCUGACCAACUGGAUGUGUAUAAGGGGCAUUCACUAACCAGUAGAGCGAUCCUUUCCAGUCGUUUUGAGCUGGUUCACUGGAGUAGAUGUUCGGAAAACAAUUGCUAAUCUUUUAAUAGCUUGGUCUAAAUCUAAUGAAUGAUUCACUGGGAUUUGAUUGAUGUGUGGAUGUCGUUUGAGUAUAUGGAUAGCUUGUUUCUGUGUCUUAUAUAUAUAUAUGGAUUGAAUAGAUUU